AUGGGGGAAAACAUUCAAGAUUCUCCGCUAGGUCCAUCCGACCCCGUAAUUAUAAUUGGAGCAGGUAGGCACAAACUUGGCGCUGAGAAUGGUCCUUGCGCAGGAAUUCGAACAAUUGUGUUCGAAAAAAAUGCUGGCAUAUCAAUUCCUGGUCAACGGGAUUGGAAUAUGGGAUUUCAUUGGGGAAUGAAUGCCUUGAAGACUCUGAUACCCGAAUCUGCCCUUGACAAACUACAAUCUUGUCAAGUCGAUCCACAUACACCCACGAAACCCCUUGAUACCCUUUCAUUCCUCAAUGGGUCAACAGGAGAUGUUAUGUUUGCUCCGGACAUUCCAUACUUCCACAGACUACGACGAUCCAAACUUCGCGCGCUGUUGACCCAAGACCUCGACAUCCGAUGGAACAAACGAUUGAAAGAUAUAAUAUUUGCAAAUGAUGGAAAAAGUACAACUUGUGUCUUUGAUGAUGGUCAACAUAUAACUGGCAGAUUGGUAGUUGGUACGGACGGUGCAAGGUCAACUGUUAGAAGACUACUUCUAGGGCCCGAGCAGUCUUUGAAUACACGACUUCCAUAUGCUGCUUCGUUUGUGCAAGCAAAAUAUACUCGAGAGCAAGCUCUUCACCUUCGCUCAUUUCAUCCACUCUUCCUGGCUGCACCUCAUCCUGAUAAUCUUUUUGCAUUCUUUGGUUUGCAAGAUGCUCCAGACCCGGAGAAGCCAGAAAGUUGGACCUUCUUCUUUUUCAUUUCAUGGAAUUCAAGUGUUGAAACUCAAGAUGCAGAAUCUAAGAUAUUUGAUAAUGCAGCAAGGUUAAAACAAGUUCGAGAAAUGGCCAAGGGCUAUGCGGAGCCUUGGAAAAGUGCAUUUGAAUGGUUACCCGAAGAUCAACCAGUUUGGUAUUUUGGACUUGCUGUGUGGGACCCGAGAGAAGAUGCCCAUCGAUGGGAUAAUAGAAAUGGAAGAGUGACAUUGGCUGGUGACUCUGCUCAUCCAAUGACUUAUCAACGUGGCCAAGGUCUCAAUCAUUCCAUCACUGACGCCGGAAAUCUUGUCAAAUUACUCAAAACAGAUGCUUGUCAAAGCUCUUCUAUUGAUAAGUAUGAAGAAGAGAUGGUUGCUAGAGCUGGCGAAGAAGUACAUCUCAGUGUUAUCAAUACAACAAUGCUACACGACUGGUCGAAGGUAUUAGAAAGCCCGGUAUUCAAAAAAGCUUUGACAAAGCAGUCAUGA
This is a messenger RNA of Botrytis fragariae, 1230 nucleotides long. Its product is annotated as putative fad binding domain-containing protein. The record is from RefSeq and is a predicted model, not a curated record. The transcript is spliced from 3 exons. Bases 1 to 1230 code for a protein of 409 amino acids. Lineage: Eukaryota; Fungi; Ascomycota; Leotiomycetes; Helotiales; Sclerotiniaceae. Gene Ontology annotation, molecular function: FAD binding.